Messenger RNA from Cyprinodon variegatus (sheepshead minnow), 682 nucleotides. It is a transcript of the gene cep164, whose product is annotated as centrosomal protein 164kDa. The record is from RefSeq and is a predicted model, not a curated record. The transcript is spliced from 5 exons. NCBI's taxonomy places the organism in Eukaryota, Metazoa, Chordata, Actinopteri, Cyprinodontiformes, Cyprinodontidae. Gene Ontology annotation, molecular function: protein binding. Bases 161 to 682 code for a protein of 173 amino acids.
CCUCGGGAAACGAGGAAAGCGUCCAUGGAGAUGAUGUUUAUGCUGUGACUGUUUCACAAUUAUUACGCUCCGAUUAUAACACGGCUUUUAUUGAACGGUUUAAUUAUCCGCGCUCUUUUAAAAGACCCAAUGAAGAGGCGGCUAAUGUAGGAAAGCAGCCAUGACAGAUUCUGCUCUUAUUGGAGACCAACUGAUCCUUGAAGAGCACUACGAUGAGAACUACAUCCCCUCUGAACAAGAUAUCCUGGAGUAUGCGAGAGAGAUCGGCAUUGAUCCGGAAAAUGAGCCGGAGCUUCUGUGGUUGGCCAGAGAGGGCGUUUCUGCCCCCUUACCUCCGGAGUGGAAGCCGUGCCAGGACACGACAGGGGAAAUCUACUACUUCAACUUCUCUACGGGCCAGUCCACCUGGGAGCAUCCGUGCGAUGAGCACUACAGACAGCUGGUGAUCCAGGAGCGCAAGAACGCCCGGCUCAAAGGAGGCGCUGGGAUGGGAGGGGCUAAGAAGGACAGGAAGAAGAAGAAGGAAAAAAAGGAAAAGAAAGAGAAGAAGAAGAAGGAGCCACUGAGGACUCCAGCGGUUAGCGACUGUUGCCAUCUUAAUCUCUUUAUAGUUUUUGACAGUUUGAAGGUUUUCGUUUCAAUAUUUUUAGAGUCUUUUAAGGGAAAAGUCCGUAUCACAUAG